Phoenix dactylifera (date palm) is the source of this 2601-nucleotide messenger RNA. RefSeq names its product wall-associated receptor kinase-like 14. The record is from RefSeq and is a predicted model, not a curated record. Gene Ontology annotation, biological process: protein phosphorylation. Gene Ontology annotation, molecular function: ATP binding; protein kinase activity. NCBI's taxonomy places the organism in Eukaryota, Viridiplantae, Streptophyta, Magnoliopsida, Arecales, Arecaceae.
CCUAAUCACUCUGCUAUUUCCUUCUACGCUGGAAUUCAGAAGUAGCUGGAGAAAACUUCAGUCGGCACUACUAGUAUAUCAUCAAUUCCCAGGCAUUUAUCUGUAUGACUAUUAUGCCCCUCUGCAGCAUCAAUUACAUCCCUCAAGUAUCUCCAUAAGUCCAUAAAUAUUACCAAGAACGAGGGUCUUCUUGGGAAUGGUCUAAUUUUUUGACCAGCCGUUCCUCUUGACCAAAUUCCCGAAUCUCGCACUCCCCAAUAACAAUUCCGGGGACAAAUAGAAAAAUACUACCACUAUUAACGACUAAAGAAGAAAGAGACUUCGCCGCCCAAAAUGAUUACUAUAUUCAUCAUAAUUCCAAUUCCAUCUCUCCUGCUGAAGACCAUGCACUCGCUAUUCCCUUCCCUUCCCUUCUUCCACCCCAAAUUCUGAAAUCUCCCUCUGUUUCCGCUUCCGCUAUCCCAUCCAAUUCCAUCCAUCUUUUCCCUAAAAAGUAUGAUUCCGUACCAAAGCGCCCUCCUCCCCUUCCUAUUUUUAGCAGCCUUCUCCUCGAUCCUCGCCGAAGGAUGUAACCGGACUUGCGGCGGGUCCAGCGUCCCCUAUCCGUUCGGCUUCUCCUCCGGAUGCCCUAUCCGCCUCAACUGCAACGGCACAGCCGCUAUCCUGCGCGGCGGAUAUCCCGUCGUGAACAUCACAUCCGAGACUAUCCUCCUCGGCAUCCCGGCGAACUGCACCCGCCCGUUCGAGGCCGCCCUAGACCUCUUCGGGGGCAACUACGCGAUGACGCCGCGGAACUCGUUGUUCCUGCGGAAGUGCAGCUCCCCUUCCCCGGCAUGCGUCAUCUCCACUGAAAUCAUCUCCGAGGGCUUACAUCUCGAGAGAUGCGGGCUCAAGGGAGAUAACAUAAGCUGCUACUCCGAUCAUACGGAGGAUAGGUAUCUAUCCAGAGAAAAGACUGCCGAGAUUAAGUGUAGAUUGCUGUUUACCUCGCUGAGAUACAGCGGGAAUAGCACGUCCCAGGCGGAGCUGGUGUUCGGUGAGGCGGAGCUCGGGUGGUGGAUGAAUGGCGACUGCCGGUGCUCCGCAAAUGCGACGUGCGCGCCUGUGAAUACUUCGGUGGCCGGGAAGAUGGGGUACAGGUGCACGUGUGACCCGGGAUUCGCCGGGGACGGGUUCGCCGCCGGCGACGGUUGCAGAGUUCAGGUUUCUUCAUGCAGUGCUUCAAAAUACAUAUCAGGCAGAUGCGCCAGAUCAGGUUUGCUCGUUGCAGGGAUCAUCGCCGGAGCGCUUCUAAUGGCUGGCCUUGCUUUCCUCUGCCACCUCUUCCACCGUCGUAGGACCGCCUCCAAAAGCCAAGAAACCAUCGAACGCCUACUAUCGGAAGCAUCCUGCACCAUUCCCGUCUACUCCUACAGAGACAUCGAGCAAGCAACAGAUCACUUCUCCGACGCUAACAGGCGUGGCACGGGUGCCUAUGGAACGGUGUACGUCGGGAAACUCCCCGGCAACACCGGGGUGGUCGCCGUCAAAAGGAUUCAGCGCCGCGACACCGAUAGCCUGGAGCAAAUCACAAACGAAAUCAAGCUCAUCUCCUCCGUCAGCCACCCCAACUUGGUCCGCCUUCUAGGCUGCUGCAUGGACAGAGGCGAGCAGAUCCUCCUCUACGAGUUCAUGCCCAAUGGCACGCUCUCGCAGCACCUCCAUGGCGAGCGAGGCGAAGGUCUUUCCUGGACGUCCCGCCUCUCCAUUGCAGCUGAGACGGCCAACGCCAUUGCCUACCUCCACUCCGCCGUCCACCCCCCGAUAUACCACCGAGACAUCAAGUCGAGCAACAUUCUGAUAGACCACAACUUCGGCGCAAAGGUGGCGGACUUCGGUCUCUCCAGGAUCGGCAUGACGGAGUCGUCCCACAUCUCGACGGCGCCGCAGGGCACGCCGGGCUAUCUCGACCCGCAGUAUCACCAGGAUUUCCAUUUGUCGGACAAGAGCGACGUCUAUAGCUUCGGAGUCGUGCUUGCGGAAAUGAUAACGGGGAUGAAGGCGGUGGAUUUUGGCCGAGCGCCGACCGAGGUGAACCUCGCGGCGCUCGCCGUGGAUAGGAUAGGGAAGGGGAGGAUGGAGGAGAUUAUAGACCCCUUCAUAAAGGUUAAUGUAGAUGAAUGGACCCUGGUUUCGAUUCGAAAGGUGGCGGAAUUGGCGUUCAGGUGCCUGGCGUUUCACAAGGACUUGAGGCCAUCUAUGAAGGAGGUGGCGGAGGAGUUGGAAAUGUUAAGGGAUGGGGAGUUGGAUGGAGGUGUCGAGAUGGCACAAGAAGGGAAGAGCAGGAGGUUGGUUUUGAUGAGUGCUACGAAGGUGGACUCCCCUGUUUCGGUGCAGGAUGCGUGGCUCAGCGAGCAGAGUUCUUCUUCAACUAAUGUCUCCAUGAGCAGCGUAAAUCGUUGAACGCAGUUUUCUGUAGGAGUUCUUCUUCUCUUGACCCUAAGGUCGAAGCUUGUUAGGUUUCUUAUUCAAGUGUGAAAUACUCUGCAAUAUUAUUCUCUCUCUCUCUUUGGGAUUUAGAUAACUUUGAUGUGCAUGCCAUUGACCACUAAUAGGUGGUAA